Molecule: messenger RNA, 417 nt
Organism: Monoraphidium neglectum
Lineage: Eukaryota; Viridiplantae; Chlorophyta; Chlorophyceae; Sphaeropleales; Selenastraceae
Exons: 2
Coding region: 1-417 (138 amino acids)
Source: RefSeq, a predicted model, not a curated record
AUGGUGGCAGACAUCAGGCUCGCCGCCUCUGGUGAGGCCCACGCCGAGGCGGCCGGCCGCGUUUCAGUAGCGGAGCUGGACUGGUCUCAACCGGGGCACUUCACAGGCGGCGGCGAGGGCGGCAUGGGUGUGGUGCGUGGGCCGUACGACUACAUCUUGGCGGCCGACUGCGUCUACCACGAGCACCUGCUGCGCCACCUGUACCAUGCGGUGAUGGCGCUCUCCAACGAGCGCACCGUCAUCCUGAUCGCCAAUGAGCGGCGCAGCGAGAGCGUGCAGCGGGCAUUCCUCGACCUGUUCUCACCCAGCUUCACCUUCAAGCGGGUGCGCUGGUCCGGCUUGUCUGGGGCCCAAGGCCCGCUGGCGUGCAGCUCUUCUACGACAACGCCUCACACCGCGCUGUGGCAGUGUCUUUAG